AUGGACAGAACUGCUAACGUCGAGAUAUUGGUGCAUGUCACAGCACCGUGCAGAACUGUCGACGAUGCACGCUACAGGACACUGGCACAGGCAUAUCUUGACUUCAACCCGACGCAUCCUUCAAAAAUAAUAAGCAGAAUAUCGCCUGUUACUGGAGAAGAAGAAGUUGUCCCUAGCUCACAGGCUGACUUCCCGGCACUGCCUGCCUGGUCUGAUGCACCACUACCAUCAUCGAUUCCCAGCAGUGAUGCGACAGAGCCUGCUACCUCGUCACCGCUACCAUUAACAAUACCACCACCUCCUCAGUCUCAAUCAAUUUCGUUUACAUCAUUCCACUCCCAGGAGCUGUCAUUUAGGAGUGUCCUGGAUAACAGAAACUCCCCUGGCCUGGCCCAGCCACUCAUAGCAAGGGACGUUGUACUCUCAUCCCAACCAGAGGUGGAGUCGCAACAGGCUCAGAGCAGUUGGCAGGCUCCCCCGAGUGUUGUUGAUGAUUCCCAACCCCUGAACACUAUCAGUCUCAGAGAGUUCUCGUCUCCCAGUCGUUUAUUCGAACACCUGGCCUGCCAGUUUGACAGCCAAGCCGAUGGUGUAUCGCAGCCACUUUCGGAGUUUCAGCAACGAAAUCCGGCUAUACCGUGGAAGUCAACAACAGCACUAGCCGGGAAAAAAGACGGACAAUAUGAGGAUGAGGAUGAGGACGAUGGUCAGGUCGUUCUCGUGACAUCCAGCAGUUUGUCAAUGGUCAGCAGUGGAGCGACUCCGGGCCCUGCUUCUUCGGCAGAGAAUGUGGUCUUAAGAACACCUUUCCCUGUCUUCAAGCGGCCACCUUUACCAAGCUCAUCGUUCGAGCAAGUGAUACAGGACACGCCCUGUCUGUCCUCACGAAAGAGACCUAUGCCUUCAUCGCCCACCCGAGCCGCCUCCGAGUCCCUCCCGUCUAAACGGCACAGACGAUCUGCGCCCAUCUCUGAGUCGAGGUCGGUAAUCACCAGAAGCUCGUCAGAUACCGGGGUCGUUCCAAGUGACCUCUAUCGCCCUAUACGCCCCCCGAACGAGCGGCAUCUGAGCUACCUCGAACGUUUCGAGAUUCAUCCACUCGGUCCUCCGGUCGGGACCUCGGACUUGACCCCCGAUGACCUCCUGACGCCCAAGCUCCGCGAGCUAGCCCGCCAGCUCAAUAUCGCGAAGCGGUACUCCCCCGUUGAGCAGAAACGGGCACUCCGGCCCUUCGAGCGAGGCUACUGGCAGCUGGAAUGGAGCGGCUGGCGGCCCACACUUCGCGAGCGCGCAUGGCACUUCCUCACGGAUUACAUUCUCGAGGGCUUCGCCGGCUGGGGGGUUUGGUGCAAGCGUGCCGAGGACUGGACCUGGCUGCGGGUCUACUGCUGGGGCCACAUCGCAGGUCAUGUUUACCUGGCCCUGUACCUCGCGAGCGAGAGGGCGUUGAAGAAGGAGGCGGCGAGGUGGUUGGAUGGCGCUGGUGAUGUCGUGGUCAUCACCCACGGACAUCAGAACUCCGAGUCCGGGGAGAGCAUGGACGAUGGGUCGAAUGAUGGGACGGGAGACGGGACAUAG
Colletotrichum higginsianum IMI 349063 is the source of this 1578-nucleotide messenger RNA. RefSeq lists its product as uncharacterized. The record is from RefSeq and is a predicted model, not a curated record. The transcript has a single exon. NCBI's taxonomy places the organism in Eukaryota, Fungi, Ascomycota, Sordariomycetes, Glomerellales, Glomerellaceae. Bases 1 to 1578 code for a protein of 525 amino acids.